Schizophyllum commune H4-8 is the source of this 1305-nucleotide messenger RNA. RefSeq lists its product as uncharacterized. Lineage: Eukaryota; Fungi; Basidiomycota; Agaricomycetes; Agaricales; Schizophyllaceae. Gene Ontology annotation, molecular function: protein binding. The record is from RefSeq and is a predicted model, not a curated record. The transcript has 2 exons. Gene Ontology annotation, biological process: post-translational protein targeting to endoplasmic reticulum membrane. The coding region runs from base 145 to 1005 and encodes 286 amino acids.
ACGAGCACGCCGGUCACGCGCUCCGGCAUCACGCCGUUACCCCGGUCACGCCUCCGCCAAUAGUGACGCGCGCCAUUGUUCUCGAGCUCAGGUCGUGUUCUCCUCAUUGUCGCUUUCUACGUCCACCAGACGCAUUUGCCCACCAUGGCGGACGCCGAACGCGCAUUCCUGACGAAUAUGCUCACGACGAUCGGCGCCCAGCCGGUCAACUACCCCGACGACUACCGCCAGCCGCCAGAAAACACGCUGCGCAAGGUCCCCGUGCUCCCACUCCCUGUCCCGCCCCCGCCCGCACACGCCGCCGCGUCCUCAUCCGUGGCGAGUAAUGUUUCCUUGACGUUCAAGAGCCUCAAGCCCGCGGCGACAUUCUCCUUGACGGUCUCGCCCGCCGACGCGAUCGCGGACGUGAAGGCCAGCUUGGCGAAACUGCCCGGCGCGCCGCCCGCGGACGCACAACGGCUCCUGCUGCGCGGCAAGGCGCUCGCGGACGCGAAGCUCUUGAAGGAGUACGACGUGAAGGACGGCGACACCCUCACGCUCGCCGUGCGCCCGGGCGUGCAGUGGGAUCCCAACGCGUCCUCAGCGCCGAGCGACGAGAUCCCGAAGGUCACCGUGCAGCAGCCGAAGCCCGUGAAGCCGGCGACGGACACGCUGGCCCUGGGCCCGGGCGAUACGAAGCGCAAGGGCCACGGCCGGACGCCAAGUAUUGUCUUGUCGCCCUCACCGACGAAUGAGGAUGCGGCGCCGCAGGAGAUCGAGCUGGACCUCGCGCUAGACACGUCGGAAAACACGUUCAAGGAGCCGCCGUCGGCAUUCCAGACGACGCUGUCGCAGCCUGAGUUCUGGGAUCGGUUAUAUUCGUUCCUCCGCACCGAAUUCACCGCGGACGCGGACUCGCUACGUGCCUUCGAGGACUUCCUCACCGCGUCGAAGGCGCACCUCUCCGCGAGCGAGAUCGCGCGCAUUCGCGAUCACGUUGGCGUCGUUGGGAUGGCUGGGACGUAGGAUGAGGGGCUUCUAUGCACACCGAAACGGGAGAGAACAUGAGGGACGAAGGCGAGGAGACGAGUCCACGCGCGUGAUGGGGCGAGGGAUUUGUGCGCGCGGACGAUUGGGAAAAAGAGCCGGGGGGAGAAUGGGAAGCGCACGUCCCGCGGCGGGUCUUGUGAAUGUCCGCUAGAGGGUUUGGGAUGGGGGAAGGUGCACUUAAUGGUCGGUAAGCCCGACAUGGACUAUAGUCGUUUGGCGACGAGAUAACGAGGAAAUUCAAGCAGAGAUAUCUGUAUGUACACAUCGCAAUUGGGA